AGCGAAUUGAAAAUUUAAAAAAUGAUUACCGACGGUCUUUAUAUUAGCCGAAUGAAGUUUAAGAUUUAUAAACCACUCGAAAUUUAUGAUUUAAGAAUAAAGUAGAAAUAGCAAAAGUAGAAUCGCAAAGAUCUGCUAAAAUUAGCUCGGCGAGUGAGUUGAGGCGCUUACCUCGCCCGAAUGAGUCGACCUCGCUUUGUGUUGUAUCUGGUGAACAAUAACGGCAAAAUCUUAUUUCUUUUUAUUUAAAACAAAGGUGCCAUGUGCAUUGUGAUCUAAAAAAAUUGUUUAUAACAAUGUAAGUGAAUGAAUUGUAUAAUAUAAUCGGAGCACGGCCCACUAUUUGAGUUAAUCAUUAUGCUCUAGAUUUGGCUUUUGACCCUCUCUGCUCACGUUUCUUCACUCUGGGUAAUGAACGGUGACGUGGAAGUAGAGGCGCCUCGCCCCCGUCCUCUAUCCGCUGGUCUUUGGACCAUUUUCUCGUGGCUCCGUCGUUCAGAACGCUCGUCUUCUAGUGAAAGUAUUUCCAGCGUAGGUUCUGAUCGUACCGCUGCCAGCUUCGACUUUCUGCCACCGAUAUAUUAUCCUAAUUCACAAGCUCCAAUAACAUUACCUCUUAAUUCGCCGACCGAUUCCUACAAGAGAAGAGUUCAGGAGCGAAAUUUGCGAAGACAAAGAGAACGUGGAGUGACAUUACAUAGGAAAUACGGGCUCUGGAGAGAAGAGGGUGGGUACGACAGAUUUAGUUUACCACCAGCUAAUAAAAACAUUGGUGAAUCGGGCGGCAAUCAACGAUGCCGAAGGGCAGCCAGUGAAUGUUUUCAUCGACGCGCUGCAUAUGUGCCAGGAAAGAGGCACGCUCCUCCACCCCCUACGUUUGUUACAACCUCAUUACCUCGUAGCUAUAAGAGAAAACGCCCAGCUCCUAAACCUCCUUUGAAAGCGAUUGCAGAAAAUAAAGAAAAUAUAGAAAUCAAUAAUAACGACACGCUGCUCCGUACACUUCCUUCUAGUGAUAAUUCGACUAAAGAGAAUAUAGUAAAUAAUGUUCAAGGAACCAGCAGUAAUUCAUCUAAAAUAAUAUUUAUUCCUCAACUUCCAUCAACAGAAACAGAUAAAGCUUCAGACAAACCACGCAAAGAAAUAAAAUUGCGGACAGAAAAAAGUUUUCUUAAACAAAUAUUUGAAAAUAAAAAGCGACAUUCUGCAGAUAUUUCGCAUGUAAAGUUUCUGCCCAGCAUUAGUGAGCUGGAUAAACAGGCAGCCGAAAUAAUAGAAAAUAAUAAGCUUACACACAAUUAUACUUAUCUAGAAGAUAAUAAUCUUAUGAACGAAGAACAUGCAAUAAAUAGUAAUUCUGAAAAAAUGUGGAUGUGUACUAAAUGUUUGCGGAAAUAUAAUACGUCAAUUAAAUCAUGUGUAUAUUGUGUACCUAAGGAAAAUGAACUUACUAAAAUUAUUAAUUCACAAUGUAAAGCCUCAAGUUCAUCAACGCAGACGGAGUUGUCUCGUCAACUAUCUAAGGAUGUUGAAGAGAAAAAGAAAUUGAGGAAAAUUCUUAAAGAAAUGAAAGACUCUCUCCCGAAGAAACAAAGUCAGAAGAAAACAAAACACACUAUUAAUUUUGAAGUUAAUAAUGAAUCAAAUGAAACCCCAACUUUACGUAUUGGGACUACAGUAAACGAAAAUAAGGAAGAACCUCUUGCCCACAACAAAUUACAAAAAUUAAACCAAGAACCAUCAACAUCUGCGGCAUUAUCAACAGGAAACCAUUCUAACAACAAACGGCAUACUUUCAUUGAUGAAAAAACUAACAAUUCACUUGAAGGCAACUCUGAAUCAUUAAUAAGAGCUAUAAUAACAUCAAAUAAUUUAAAAAAGCCACUUGUCGAAGUUAAGCCAAACGAAGAUUAUGUGUCUAAUACGAAGGCUGCUGCAAUAUCUAAGAGUAGGGAGGUCCCCAAAGAAAUUUCCUUAAAAUUUACUCACGACAACCUACCUGCUAGUAAUAAUAACCAACUUAAAUUAUUUGAAAAUAUUGACAGAAACCAAGCUAUAAAGGAAAAUAAAAUUACAACAAAUACUAACAGUGGUCUAAGUACGCAUACGCCGCUGAGUAUAUCGUCGUUAUUAAAUCCCAUUUACCAGCCGAAAGCAACUACAAGCACGCAGUGUUUCCAAGUGGCCUCGAAAACGAAUCUAAACACUACGUUAAAGACAGAAGUGUUAUUAAAUAGCGACGUUACUUUCUUACAAUUGAAAUCAGUAACAAAAACUCCAGCAAAAGAUUUAAAUAACACUAAUACAGAAAAAGUUAAAUUUAAAAAAGAACCAACAAACGCGUCAUCUAAUCAAAUGAAAUUAGAUCCAAAGACAGUAUCACAAAUCAUUAAAAAAUCUAUAGAACAAAAAGAAAAACAGUUACAAGAAAAUGAAGCGAAAAUUGAAGCGGUAAAAAUUGGAGAGUAUAUAAAACGAAGGGAAUUAAUUAAUCAACUUGAAUCGUCUAUUGCUAAAGGGGACGAGACGGCAGCUGCUGAGGCUGCUUCGAAGUUAGCUAAACUACGUCUUUCAUGUUCUGUUCUAUCUUAUUCAUCACAAAUAGUAGCUGGACCUUCUACAUCAGGUAUUACAAUACCGAAGCAAGAAAAACUCAUGAACAAAGACAAUGUUGAUCCCCAAGAAAAUAAGACAUUUGUGGUGUCAGAGGGACUUCGAAAAAUAAAUAAAAAUAACACAAAUAAUUCCAAAACGGAAGCUGUUCAGCAAAUCGACGAUCACAAAGAUGCAAUGAAUGAUAUUAUUCCGAUUGAAGUUUGGAUAGAGGAUAAAAUUGCAGCUAGAGGACCGGUCCGUUUAAAUAUUUCUCAACGUUCUACAGUUGCAGAUUUAAAAAGAGAAGCAUUGUCCUAUCUCGGUAUAGAAAUACGGUUACAGCGCUGGAUUGUGGGCAAAUCUCUCUGCACAGACGAUAAUAUGCCCAUUAUUUCAUUAGCAGGGACAGCCUUCGACGCACCUUUUUAUUUAUGUUUAGUUGAAUCAGACGAAAACAAAGCAUCAAAAACAGAGGCUUCAAGUUUGGUAAAGUUAGGAGAGUUUUACACGGAAUUAAUAAAGUUGGAGCAACAGGCACUUAUAUUAAAUGCUGAAAACUUCGAAUGUGGAGUAUGUCUUGAAGAAUGUGCCGUCGGGGAUGGAGCUGUUCUCCGAGAUUGUCUUCAUACCUUUUGUAGGGGGUGUCUAUCGGAUGCAGUGCGACAUUGUGAAGAGCCUAUAAUAUCUUGUCCGGCUGUAGGCUGUCCUGGAGUUCUACAAGACAGAGAAAUUCGAGCUUUACUAUCAGCAGAAGAUUAUGAUAAAUGGUUAGCUCGAGGGUUAGCUGUAGCUGAAAGUGGAACACGUAAUAACUUUCAUUGCCGAACACCAGAUUGCUCGGGUUGGGCAUUUUGUGAACCCGGAGUUAGAGUAUUCCCUUGCCCUGUUUGUAAGAAGAAAAAUUGUAUACCGUGUCAGGCCUUGCAUGAUGGUGAAACCUGUGAGCAAUAUCAAAAGAAAUUGUGUGAAGUAACUGCAGAUAAUACUGAUGCAGGGACACAAGCGCUGCUCGAUUCUUUAAUAUCUCGAGGGGAAGCAUUACGAUGCCCUGAAUGCCAAGCUAUUAUCACAAAAAAAUGGGGAUGUGACUGGGUCAAAUGUUCCGCGUGUAAGACGGAAAUUUGUUGGGUCACAAAAGGAAGAAGAUGGGGUCCAGGUGGGCGGGGAGACACCAGUGGCGGGUGCAAGUGCGGCGUUGAAGGGAAAAAGUGCCAUCCCACGUGUAGUUACUGUCAUUAAGUAUAUAUUAUGCGAAACGGUUUGAAAAUAUGUGUUUCUAGUAAAAACUAUUUGAAUUAAUCAUAAAUUUAAAAAAAAUGGGCAACGUAUUCAAUAAUAGAUCGCUAUUGCGAUGUUCUUUAACGUAAUAUAAUAUGUAACAUUUACGUAGAUAACAUAACUUUUAUGUUUGUUAACUAUACAUAGACUAACUAAACACGCCUAAACAGCAAGCGUGUAAAAUUUGUUUUUAUUUAUGAAAAUUAUUUUUGACAAGUAUACCAAUUGUGCAAAAUUUUUUUUACAAUGUAUAGCAAAAGUUUUAAUACCUUAGUAAUACAGUUACUGUAAAAAUUAAAUAUCUAACAAAUUUAUUUUUCAUAAGAAAAACAGAAUAGCCAUUUCAAACAUUACGUUUAGUGAUAGAAAAUAUUAAUGCAUUUGGAUUUAAUUUAUUUACAUAUUUAAUGGCUCAUGGACGUCACUUACGUCCAAAUCUACAGACCAUUCAAUAAGUCGCCCCGAUUAUAGAGAAACACUUGACAUUAUGAUGUUUUGCUAAAUAAUAUGUACUGGUGUUUGUUUGCUAUUAUUAAAUCUAUAAUCUAUUGUUUGUCACCUAAUUAUUUUAUUUAGUCUGCACGAAUCUAGUAUAUUGUAUUGAAAUAACUACAAGCAUUGUCAAUCUUAGAACAAAAAAUAAAACAGCAAUUGUCUUCA
This is a messenger RNA of Pieris brassicae (large cabbage white), 4533 nucleotides long. RefSeq lists its product as uncharacterized. Gene Ontology annotation, molecular function: ubiquitin binding; ubiquitin-protein transferase activity. The record is from RefSeq and is a predicted model, not a curated record. Gene Ontology annotation, cellular component: LUBAC complex. The transcript is spliced from 5 exons. Gene Ontology annotation, biological process: protein linear polyubiquitination; proteasome-mediated ubiquitin-dependent protein catabolic process. The coding region runs from base 412 to 3834 and encodes 1140 amino acids. Lineage: Eukaryota; Metazoa; Arthropoda; Insecta; Lepidoptera; Pieridae.